Choloepus didactylus (southern two-toed sloth) is the source of this 4094-nucleotide messenger RNA. RefSeq names its product UEV and lactate/malate dehyrogenase domains (gene UEVLD). The transcript has 12 exons. Gene Ontology annotation, molecular function: ubiquitin binding; oxidoreductase activity, acting on the CH-OH group of donors, NAD or NADP as acceptor. Gene Ontology annotation, biological process: protein transport; protein modification process; endosome to lysosome transport. Bases 486 to 1784 code for a protein of 432 amino acids. Gene Ontology annotation, cellular component: ESCRT I complex. The record is from RefSeq and is a predicted model, not a curated record. NCBI's taxonomy places the organism in Eukaryota, Metazoa, Chordata, Mammalia, Pilosa, Megalonychidae.
AAUUCCAGUUCAAUUAACCAUAAAUGAAAGGGUUUGUUUCUGGACUCUCACUUUUAUUCCACUGAAUUUUAUGUCUAUCUUAAUUCUAAUACCACAGUUUCUUAAUAAUGGUAGCUUCAUAGUAAAUUUCGAAAUUGGGAACUGAGUCCUCCGACUUUGUUCUUUUUCAAGAAUGUUUUGACUAUUCUGGGUCUCUUGAUUUCCAUGUGAAUUUUAGGAUUGUUCACAAGACCACCAAGGUAGUAUUUCUGGAAGUACAUCUGGAGGAACUGGGUGUACAGGGGAUACAUCUGCAUCAUCCUGACCAUUCUUCUGUCGUCAGAGCUAGAACACAGCUAGGAGGCAAUGUAUUCAAUCUGGCUGCAACCCUUUGCCUGCUCUUUGUUUUCAAGCCCAGGAUUUAGUACCAAGAGUACAAGUUCAGGGACCUAACUGUGGAAGAACUAAAGAACGUAAAUGUGUUUUUCCCACAUUUUAGAUAUUCAAUGGACACCUAUGUUUUUAAAGAUAGUUCCCAGAAAGACCUGCUGAAUUUCACUGGCACUAUUCCUGUGAUGUUUCAGGGUAAUACGUAUAACAUACCAAUUCGUUUGUGGAUUUUGGAUUCUCACCCUUUUGCUCCCCCCAUUUGCUUCUUGAAGCCAACUGCAAAUAUGGGAAUCUCAGUUGGAAAACAUGUGGAUGCUCAAGGGAGAAUAUACUUGCCCUACCUCCAGAACUGGAGCCAUCCUAAAUCUGUAAUUGUUGGAUUAAUUAAGGAAAUGAUUGCCAAGUUUCAAGAGGAACUUCCCCUGUAUUCUUUAUCAUCAUCUGAUGAGGCACGGCAAGUAGACUUGCUAGCCUAUAUUGCAAAAAUCACUGAAGGUGUCUCAAACAUAAAUUCAAAGAACUGGGCAAACCAUGAGAAUAAAACAGUCAAUAAAAUUACUGUGGUUGGAGGUGGAGAAUUGGGUAUUGCCUGCACAUUAGCAAUUUCAGCAAAGGGCCUUGCAGACAGGCUGGUUCUCCUAGACCUCUCAGAAGGAACUAAAGGUGGGGCGAUGGACCUUGACAUAUUCAACCUGCCUAAUGUGGAGAUCAGCAAAGAUUUGUCUGCCUCUGCUCAUUCCAAGGUGGUGAUCCUCACGGUCAACUCUUUGGGUAGUUCUCAGUCCUACCUUGAGGUGGUGCAGAGCAAUGUGGAUAUGUUCAGAGCCCUUGUUCCAGCUUUGGGACAUUAUAGUCAACACAGUGUCCUGCUUAUUGCAUCUCAGCCAGUGGAAAUCAUGACCUAUGUGACAUGGAAACUGAGUUCAUUUCCUGAAAAUCGAGUGAUUGGAAUUGGAUGUAAUCUAGAUUCACAGAGAUUGCAAUAUAUUAUUAAAAAUGUUUUGAAACAACAGACUUCAGGAAAAGAAGUAUGGGUUAUUGGUGAGCAAGGAGAAGACAAAGUUUCCACAUGGGGUGGCCAAGAAGCCCUGAGCCGUAACUUUCAGGUGCAGCUGUCCAACAGAGCCAUGGAGCUGUUAAGGGUAAAAGGUCAAAGAUCCUGGUCUGUCGGACUAUCAGUAGCUGACCUGGUUGACAGUAUUAUAAGUGAUAAAAAGAAAGUGCAUUCUGUAUCAGUUUUAGCAAAGGGAUAUUAUGAUAUAAAUAGUGAAGUGUUUUUAAGUUUGCCUUGCAUCCUGGGAAGCAGUGGGAUAUUUGAAGUCAUUAAAACCACAGUGAAAGAAGAUACAGUGACUGAGAAACUCCAAAGCAGCGCAUCAUCAAUCCAUAGUCUGCAACAACACUUAAAACUUUGAUUCUAAAGUGCACAGUUGCCUAAAAGGAAAGGUCAUCUAAUUUUGCCAAUGAAUACAGGGUUGAGAACUUCUGGAUCUUAAUUUACUUAUCCUUACAAACUGCUUGAUCAUGGUAGAUGGUUUCUUGGUUAGCUUUGUAAUUUAAAUACUUUGGGAGUUAUAUAAGGAGAGGGAAAAAAUCUUAUUUUCAAUGGUUUUCUUGUGAUAUCUAUACCAUUAUUUAAAUUUACAGCAGCGAUAAACAUUCAUCGGAAAUGUGCACUAUUUUAAAUGGUGUAUCAUAAAUUAAAGGUACAUUCAGUGCUUUGGGAAUAUUUUGCAAAUGAUGUUUUAAAAAGAAAAUUAUUCUUUGACUUUUAUAAUAACAUGAUAAGCCAAAGGCCCAGUAUGAUUCUCAAAAUCAAAAGAUGCACAGCUUAAGGUAGACUAUUAAUGUUUCUUUUGCAACAUAUAAUUGAUAGUAAUGAUAAAGCAUUUUAUUUUCCGUUUUCAAUUUAAUUAACUACAAAAAACGGAAAAGAACUUUACAUGAAGUUUAAAAUAGUGAAAGGGAAAGUAAAUUCCAGCGAGACUUCCCUUUCUGAAAUUUCCUAUAACCUAUUUUGGGCUAUAUAACACCUUUAGUAUCUUAUAAACUAACUGUAAUACUAGUAGAACCGUAGAGAGGUGUGUAUUUUAAAUGGAGAUAGAUUUUAUGAAUGAAAAUUAAACAUUUUACUUUAAAGCUAAAAUAUGAGGUUUUCAUAAAAACCCCUGGUCUUUGGGAGGGGUUGAAUGGACUGAUGGUUCUGAGCACAUCAUUUAACCACUCCUGAAGAAAGCAGAGUACAUAUCCUUUGGUGAUAGGUCAAUAGCAAUAUCUUCAUAAGUGAAAGGUAACAUAUUAUUACCAUUAUGAUAUACAACUAAUAGUAACAUCUAACAUUAAUACUAAUAUAUUAGGCAGUGUUUCAAUUUUAUUGAAUCCUCAUAAUAAUGCAAUGAGUUAGGGAGUAUUACCAUUGUCACUUUAUAGAGGUAGAAAUCGAAGUUUAGUGGUCAAGAUCUCAUGGCUAUUAAGUGCAAACAACCUCUACUUUUUCAAGACACUAGAAAGGGGAAAGGCCUAAUAAUCAGAAUAGUCACCACAAGACCCUAAAGCUGGGGUUCUGUAUACAAUGGGAGGAUUGUUUCCAUUCUCAUGUAGGGGCCUACUUUUUUUUUUUUAAUUAAUAUUAUUAUUAUUAGAAAGAUUGGUUCCCUGGCUUCCCAGACCUGUCCUCAGCAAAUAGCAAAGGGGCCGGGGGUAUGCCCUGAGAUGGGCAUUUAUUUAUUUAGUUAUGCAGCUAGUAUUGUUUGGGAGCCUACUAUAUACUAGACACCGUAUUAGACACUGCACAUGCAAUGGUGAGGAAACUCAGACAAAUCCUUGUGGUGCUAACAGUUUAGUAUGGGAGACACAGUAAUCAAAUAGUUUCAUAAAUAAAUGUACAACUGCAAAUGUAAGAAGAAUUGCGAAGAAGUUGAAGAUGUUUUGAAAGAUAUGAAGAUAUGAUAGGGGAAUUGAAACAUAGGUUAGACAGGAGCCAGAUGGCUUGUAAGGGCAGACAUUUCCUAGAUAGGGAAGAAACAGUUAAACUAACACCAAUAGAACAUCAUAAGUGAUGUUUAUAAUGAUGAGCUUAAAUCAUAAGGAAAAGGUUAUAUUCAGUAUCACAUGUUUAAGAAAGUAGAGAAAUAUAUUUAAUGUGCUUAGAAAGAUUUCUACCAGAAUUGGCUAGGAUCAAAAAUCUUGGAUAUUUGAGGAAUAAGAAGAAAUAAACAUUAAUUAUAUAUAAUCCCACUACAGAGGUAGAUAAUUUUGGUGUUACUCUAACAAUUUAUCCUUUUGGAUGAAACAGGAAAGUAAAACUGAAAUAACCAGUUCUUAUGCUUUUAAACUAGCCAUUUCUAAUAUCUGUUGAUGCUCUUGAACAAUAACCUACCCACGUUAUUGUAUAAUAGGUAAAUUACCGAGUUCACUAAAUUAAUUAUAAAAAGAACACAUCAAUACAGCAAACAUUUAUUGAGCGCCUACUGUUGUUCCAAAUAGUUAGAAUCUGUGUAUUCAGAGUUGAGUAAUAUACAGUCUUUGCCCUCCAGAAGCUUACAAUAUGGAAGAUUUACUGUCGAUCCUCAUGAUUCAUGGAUUCCAUAUUUGCAAAUCUGCUUGCUAAAAUUUAUUUGUAACCCUGUAAUGGUUAGGUUGAUGUGUCAACUUGGCCAGUUGAUGGUGUCCAGGUGUCUGUUCAAGCAAGCACUGGCCUAACCAUUACUGCAAGGACAUUUGUG